Bursaphelenchus okinawaensis is the source of this 2435-nucleotide messenger RNA. The record is from the annotation of a GenBank genome assembly. NCBI's taxonomy places the organism in Eukaryota, Metazoa, Nematoda, Chromadorea, Rhabditida, Aphelenchoididae.
AUGACAACAGCCGAGCUACUAUAUUCACAUGUACAAUAUUGUGAAGCUGUGAUAUGUUUUGUUACGUUACUGUUGAGCAUCUACUUUUCGUACAAAAUUGGAAAAGUUGCCACUAUCAGCAAGAACCUCAGGAUUGUUAUUGUAGGUUUUGAAACGUUUAAGGGUUUCAUGAACCCUAGUUCAGAGCCUUAGCCCAAAGCCGUAGCCAAGAGCGCAAGCUUAGAGCUCUAGCAUAGAGCCUUAGCCAAGAGAAUUAGCCUCAAAGCCCUAGCGUUAGUCCUGAGCUAGAGCCUUAGUCCAGAGCCCAAGCCCAGAGCAGUAGUCCAGGGCCCUAGACCGGAUCCCUCGCCUAGAGCUCUAGCCCAUAGCCGUAGCUCAGAGCCCUAGCCUAGAGCCCUAGUCCAGAGCCCUAGAGCAGAGCCCUAGCCCAGUGCCCUAGCCCAGAGCUCUAACGAGCUCCAGCAUAGAGCCUUAGCCAAGAGCCGUAGCCCCAAAAACCUAGCUUUAGCCCUGGCCCAGAGCUUUAGUCCAAAGCCUUAGCAGAUAACUAACUCAGAGCUCUGCCCUGUCUUUUGCUCUAGUUCUAGCCCUUACUCUAGCUUUUGUCCUAGUCCAUGCCCUACCCUAGAGCCCGCAGCCUUAGCCUUAACCCAGACCUAGAUCUAAACCUAACAGUAGCCAUUUAUUUCAAUACUAUGAUGAUUUUCAGAUAGUAAACACCAUAAUGUGUUUAGUGGUGAACUUUCAAAGCUCAGUGUUUCAUUUUGUGCCUAAAGAGUUGUAUAGUGUUGAAGCUGGGAAUUAUGUUGGUGCUAGUUUAUCCUACAGCUUUAUGCUUAUAUCACAUUACUUUUUGUUUUUACUAGAGUUUAAAUACUUUCAAAUCGCCAUAGAAAGGUUGAUUGCUUAUCGAGAGAAAGGGAAAUAUGAAAGUCAAGGAACGGCCGCUGCUUUCUGUAUUUUCACUUAUUCUGUAAGUUUUUGGGGUUGUACCAUAUUAAGCUUUUUUAGGUAAUAAAAAAAGCAUUUUUAACUUUAAUCGCCCCAAAAAUGACUAAAUGUUGUUAGAUUUUAGGCUAUAUUCAGUGCCAUUAUGCUAACAGCCAAAUUUAUUUAUUAUUGGACACAUUACCAUUACUUACCGUUGGAUGGCCGAUUGAUCAAGACGUUCAACUUUGGCUCAAGUCUUUGGGGAUUAUUUGUUUUGUUCAAUAUUUCAUCGCUUUUUACUCUUGCUGCUGCGUUUGUAAGUUUAAAGCAUUCGUUUUUACCCUACUCUACCCUAACAUGGCAUACCCACACUGAUUUACUUUACCCGGCUUUACUUGGCUUUACUUUGCCUUGCCUUGCCUUGCCUUGCCUUGCCUUGCCUUGCCUUGCCUUGCCUUGCCUUGCCUUGCCUUGCCUUGCCUUGCCUUGCCUUGCCUUGCCUUGCCUUGCCUUGCCUUGCCUUGCCUUGCCUUGCCUUGCCUUGCCUUGCCUUGCCUUGCCUUGCCUUGCCUUGCCUUGCCUUGCCUCGCCUUGCCUUGCCUUGCCUUGCCUUGCCCUGCUCUGCCCUGCCCUGCCCUAUUCUAUUCUACUCGAUUAGUUUAUCUUGCUUCACUAUACCGUAUUAUAUCCUACCAUACCCUACCCUAACCUGCCUUAAUCUACCUUCUCCCUACUCUCUUCUUACCCUCUCACUACUCUUUUUUUAUUUUUUAACUACCCUUCUUACUCUCUCUCUCUCCUGCACUCUCUCUACCCUACAAUAUCAUUUGUGUUCUACCCUAUCUCUUCAUUUACUUUCCUCACGCUAUCGUGUCUAAAACUACUCUACCCUAAAUUACCUUGCUUUUUAGUUGUAGUGUACUACACCAGUUUUAAAAACUAGUUUUAUAGAUCUUCUACUACAUUCACGUUCAAGUAAAAAAGGAUGAGAAUGACUGUCAUUCACUUAACGUUCGUUAUGAAAUUGAGCAAACCAAAUAUGUUCUAAAUUAUAUUGUCAGUUUGAUGUCAAUAGUGUUUGUACUACUAAUAGCAGUAGCUUCAUGUUAUGGCUGUAUAUUCUACUACUACUUUUACCUUGGUUUUGAUGAAGAUACCUAUGAGAUCAAAACGGUAGUUUCUGUAAGUUUUUGAUGAUUACUGUAGGUUUGCAAUUAGGUAUCAUUUUUUUUAAGUUUUGAAAAUGAAAAAAAAUUAAGUUUUUUAAUUAAAAAAAUAUUAAAAAUUUUUUAAAAUUAAAAUUCAAAAUUUAGAUUCAAAUAAUUAUGUUGUGCAUAUACAACUUUACUACUAUGUUAUUCAUGAUCAAAGAGUUUCCACAACUUCAAAAGGCCAUAAACAGAGAUUUGCCAGCCAGAAUGAAAAUAAAAACAGUCAACUCAAUACGGCCAGACGCGGGAGCUGAAGUCUAUUUCAAUCAGCUACAAAUCUUUUGGGAUCGAUAG